This is a messenger RNA of Daldinia decipiens, 3255 nucleotides long. RefSeq lists its product as uncharacterized. The transcript is spliced from 13 exons. The record is from RefSeq and is a predicted model, not a curated record. Gene Ontology annotation, cellular component: membrane. Gene Ontology annotation, molecular function: metal ion transmembrane transporter activity; protein binding. Gene Ontology annotation, biological process: transmembrane transport; metal ion transport. Bases 1 to 3255 code for a protein of 1084 amino acids. NCBI's taxonomy places the organism in Eukaryota, Fungi, Ascomycota, Sordariomycetes, Xylariales, Hypoxylaceae.
AUGAGAUUUUUAAAACCUACAUUGAGCUGGAGGUCCCGCGCCUGGCAGCCAGUACCUCUGAGAACAUUGGCCGAGAACAAUAUUUGGUAUGCUGUCACGCAUGGUGAGGACGGCGAAGUUGGAAGGACUCUAGAGAGAUGGGAGAGUCUAAAGCAAUGGGUCACCGAAGUAGGUGAAGAUGAUAAGGCCUCACUAGUGAACACUUUCAGGAAUCUCAAACAAAAAGAUAUCGAAAAUAUUCAGUCUCAAAUUCGGGAUAUGAUGGUCGAUCUACACACAGGGGUAGGGUAUUCUCUUCUAUCUAUCGCCAUUUGCCGGAAUUUACUCAAAGACGUCAAGUUCCUGGUUCAGCACAAGGCCAUUUCCUUAAAUACACCAAGCGGCAGUAAAGGCCUUACACCGCUUCACAUAGCUAUCAUCACAGGACGUUCCAGUUUAGUUUUCGAAAUUCUUCAUAAUCGCUCAACGGCGCCGUCACAGCUAGUCAAUGCCCGUGACUACGACGGAAGAACAACACUACAUCACGCGGUAAUGAAGUAUGACUGGAACGAAGAAGAGCCUACAGGGAACACAGCCCACAAAGUUAUCUUACAACUUCUUAAACAUGGAGCAAAUAUCGACGCACAGAAUCAUAGCUUCCACACACCUCUUCAUCUACUUAUCAUCGAUGAUCUUAAUCAGGAGACAAUGCCAUUUGCUCAACUCCUUCUAGAAAAUGGGGCUGAAGUGAACACGAAAGAUGAGUACGGUGAUUCGCCCUUACAUAGUGCGUGUAGGCGCGGGCAUCGUGAAAUCAUCCGACUACUGGUCGAUUGGGGUGCAGAUAUGGAUUGUCGCAACUUAGACUGGACCACACCCCAAGAUCUAUUCUUGAGUAGAGAUGAAGUAUCCGAAAAUGAUAAAACUUUUGCUCUGGAAGUAUUCUCCAAGUUAAAGAAACCAACCAUGACACGCGAGAGAGUUGGGAACAUCCCGCGGGGUCCUACAGAGUGCCUUGAUGAGAUGAGAAACAUCUGUACUGAAUUCCCUGUUUACUUCCGGUACCAAUGGCCUGGACUAGACCCUAAGCCAGACGGAAACACCUCUAUGUCGUGGAUUCGAAGUGACAUGAAAGUUUCUCAUGUCCUUUAUCCAAACGACGAAAAGGACGAGGAGACGCUUGAACCCGUAUACGGCGGAGAGGGUUUCCUUGUCAACUGCGAGAGAAAAUUCAAAUCGAAAGCUUGGGAGGAAGAGUAUGGGUGUGACUUAGGUGAUAGACAUAAAGCCACUGGGCUAGAAAAUGGAAAAUACGAAAUUAGGAGUGUAGAAACACGGAACCAAGGACUGGAAGAUAAGAGGAAACAAGUCGAGGACGACGUGGGGAAGAAUUCAUGGAGAUGGAUCAAUUUCCCAUCUAACAAUAUGACAUGGAUCAAGGACUUCAUAAUACACAACGCCAGAUACAAUGAGAACAACAAAGUGGAUGGAAGAACAUGGAGGUUUUUCGAAGAGAAUAUCCGCAUCCAUGAGACAGACAGCUUAUACUCACGUGCUAGCAACAGCUGGGAUAGGAACGAUAAGACACUUCAGAGGAAGAAAGAAAACUCAAAGAAAAAGAUAGCAGAUAAUUCCCUGUCUAGUACCACUACCGCAGAGAAAGAGCAGGAUGAAAAGGAGGUAGAGCCCAGCGCGGCUCAGUCAUGGAAAAACACAGAUGCUUUCAUGUCUGGCAAGAUGUUAUCUUUGGUGGUGCCUUUUUUAGAUAUUGAGACGGAAGAUCAAGUCCAAUCUGGCUUUGACGGCCUCGAAACCCAAUGCCAAAGAGUCAAGAAACUUAACGAUGUGUACUCCCCUUUUACGGGUAUGCACGGUGUCCAGCACUCCCAAACACUGGACCAGAUUUACUACAACACUGAAAGCGAUGACACAAAGUUGCAUACGGAGAAGGAUCAAGUGAUAUAUAGGUGGUCUGAGAAAAAGAACACGGAAAGGAAACAGCAUCAAGAGCAUCAAGAGCAUCGAUCGCAGCAGCCCGACCAAGUGCGAAUUAAAGGGAACAAUGCUUCUAUUCCCCCGGGAGGAUCAGGCAGUACUGACCAGGGUAUGCUUCAAAAGUUAUCGGGAUUAUUCCAUAAGUUUUGGGGCCAACAAGAGCAACCCCAGCGGCUGAAUUCGUCAAAGGUAAUAAACACACAACAACUAGACGCAGACCCAAUAAGGCCAAAGAGGCACGGCGGUAGAAACGCUAAGAAUGCCAACGCCAAACGUAUCCGCGAAGAUCCUUCGCCAAAGUGGCUCAUGUCCCGGCAGUUGUGGCUAUGGAAACUUGAUGAUAAUACCAUCAUCACGGCGAUACCGUCUCGAGCAAACGGAAUGACGGCCGAUACCCUUCUCGAGACCAUACGCCAGGGUAACCUGGAUAUCCUCACGACGCCGAACGACCUCAUUAAGCGUAUACUAUAUGAGACAGUGACGUUCCUUGACGAAUUCAGGUGGGCGGGACUUGGUAACCAUAUCCUAGAUAUCUUCGAAGGAGAGAUUGCGACUGAGACGGACCGAGAGGCCGGGUUCUUCAAGAACUUUAGCAGUGGCAAUUGGAGUCCAAAUAACGUCAAUGGGUUUAUACAAGAAGCUGCCCACUGCACCUAUAGCGUCAGGGACAUCCGAGACGAGCUUCACCUGCUACGGCAAGUCUUCGAGACACAAGCCAAGGUAGUUGCAGACUUUGCAGCGAUAUUUUGGCCUAGCAGUACCUCUGGAAAUCAAAAACAGGGAAAUAUUGCUUCAAGGGACUUGCGGGAAAGCUUUAUUCGCGAUUGUGGUCUCCAGUCGCUCAUCCACCGAGUCAGGCGAAUGGAAAGUGAUGCGUCAACCACACUUGAGGGGUUGAGUACCAUCAUCCAAGCAAUGCAGGCCCAGGCAUCCCUCAAGGAAGCUGAACAAUCACGGUUCUUGAAUCUCAUGAUUCUACCCUUCACAAUUAUAACAGUCAUAUUUACCCCGCUCUCUUUCCUCACGAGCCUCUUCGCAGUGAAUACUUUGGGUUUCCCGCACAAUGACGACGGCGAACUACGAUUGCCGGCCUCGUGGUUUUCUUGGAGAAUGGUCGUCGGUGAGGUUUCCUCUCUGCUUCCCCUCGGGCUGCUGGUCCUCCUGAUAUACUUUUGGUAUGGAAACGAGAGUGAUACUGUUCCCACCCAAAAUACGGCACGGAAACGUUCAAGCCUGCGCAAAGUAGUGAAUCGGGAACAGCAGCAAUGUGCUGAUGUUUAA